UGGUGGAACCAGUGAUACUCGACGGCGAUCUCGACGGGUCCGAGGAACUCCUCCUCCGGCCAACGCCCAAAAAUGGCGACCGCUCGUGGCGGCUGAACUUCGACGGUUUUCAGUUGUCGGAGCACAAGGAGAAAAAGCCGCCUCGUAGCCUCCAUGACUGUCUUGGAGUUUUGGGUAAUUUGACUGCGCCUGUUGCUUUCCCAUUAUAUUCUGUUUCUGUUUGUUUAUUUUUUUGACGUUUUUUCUUUGGUGUCAAUCUCAAAUGGAAAUAUUCUGUCCUCGCUGUUGUUUGGUUCUUUCCUGUUGUGGUUAUAUUGGAUCAUCUUUCCACGAUAGGGGUUUUUUUUUUUGCGGCCUUGCAUUUGUGUGAAUCAAAUCUGUACGAACAUGUAUAGGAUAUGCUUUUAUUGUAGUUCUUCUUGAUUGGGGAAGAAAGGGUUAAUGGGUUUAGCCUAUUUUAAUGUCUUUUUGAUUGUUUGGAAGAAAUAUGGUUAAUAUCGGAGUAUCCUAGAAGUGAAAAAUUAGUGAGCUUUCUAGAAAUACCUGAAAAGCAGGUAAAGCGAAGGUUCAGAGUGGGUAUGAGAGGAAUACUUUGUGGAAGAAGGUGGGUAUUUGAUUAUUGGAGUCUGAGUAGCUUCAAGAUUGGAAGCUUUUUUGGAAUCUGCAAUCAAAUUGCUGUAUAAGUAUAUGGUCUUGCUUGAAGAUUGAGAUUUGUAAGUUCUCUUUUGUCUAGAGAAAUUCAUGCUUUGAGCAUCGGUUUGGCUAACUUUUCUUUUACAUAUCACUUUGCCACCAAUAUGUGUUGAGAAAAAUCAGAGGAAUGAAAGAAAGAAAAAACUUUUACUAGGUUCUUAAAGAUUUGAAGAAAAGAAAGGAAAAAUUGAAGAAGCAGAAUUUAAUAAGCCUACUAGUUGUGGUAUGCUCAAUGAGUAAAGAUUUUUGUUUUCUCGGAUUUAAUGAAAUUUGGUAUCAACUUAUAUCAUCCAAGAAGGGGAGUUGUUUUUGUGAACAUGUAUGUUUGAACUAAAACAACAGAUGCUAGUGUGGAAAAAUUUAAACAGCUAUGGCCCAAGGAUUGAAAACCCUUCCAGGAAGUGUAAUUGUAUCGAUUUCUUACACUGAUGAGAACAGCAGGACCAUCCCACUCUUCAGCUCCUGGUCCAGAAGAUGAUGUGGCUGAGUAUUAUCAGCAGCAGGUAGAAAUGCUGGAGGGCUUUAAUGAAAUGGAUGCCUUGGCAGAGCAUGGAUAUAUUCCUCGAAUGACAGAGGAGGAAAGGGAAAAGUUGGCUCGAAGUGAGACAACUGCCAUUAGAAUAUCAAAUAUUGCAAACAUGAUUCUUUUUGCUGCUAAGGUUUAUGCAUCCGUCAUGAGUGGUUCGUUGGCCAUCAUUGCCUCUACACUGGACUCACUUCUUGAUCUUCUUUCUGGCUUCAUUCUGUGGUUUACUGCAUUUUCCAUGCAAACACCGAACCCAUAUCAGUACCCCAUUGGAAAGAAACGUAUGCAGCCAUUGGGAAUCCUUGUUUUUGCUUCUGUUAUGGCAACUCUGGGACUGCAGAUAAUCUUGGAGUCAGUACGCACACUAUCAUCUGACGAAGCUGAAUUUGAUUUGACCAGAGAGCAAGAGCAAUGGGUAAUUGGCAUUAUGCUCUCAGUGACAUUGACAAAACUCAUUCUUGCUGUCUAUUGCCGCGCUUUCACUAACGAGAUUGUCAAAGCAUACGCCCAGGAUCACUUUUUUGAUGUUAUAACCAACAUUAUUGGCCUCAUUGCUGUACUCCUUGCCAAUUAUAUCAGCGAUUGGAUGGACCCAGUUGGAGCUAUCAUUCUGGCCUUGUACACCAUCCGCACAUGGACAUUAACUGUGUUAGAAAAUGUAAACUCCCUGGUUGGAAGAACAGCUGCACCAGAAUAUCUGCAGAAACUCACAUACCUCUGCUGGAACCACCACAAGGCCAUAAGGCACAUUGACACAGUCCGAGCCUACACGUUUGGGUCACACUACUUCGUUGAGGUUGACAUUGUCCUGCCUGCAAACAUGCCACUGCAAGAGGCUCAUGACAUUGGGGAAUCCUUGCAGGUGAAGCUCGAGCUCCUACCUGAGAUCGAGCGUGCCUUUGUCCAUCUUGAUUAUGAGUACAGUCACAAGCCCGAGCAUGCACAAACAUCCUCGUAGCUGGGAAGUCUCCCUGUUUCAUUCCUGUCAUUUUUCUCACGUUCCCACCCUAAAAUUCUUCUGAACGGCCAGCAGAAUUAAUGGGCGUGGGGACAUAUGAUUAGCAAGGGUCAUAUGCGAAUGCGUCUGUAUGUAUCGAAUAUAUGCAGAAGAUACAUUCCACUUGGUGCUGACCAACAGAUUAGUACGUUAAUGGAGUUGUGUGCUUUACUUUGUGAAACAA
Vitis vinifera (wine grape) is the source of this 2400-nucleotide messenger RNA. Its product is annotated as metal tolerance protein 11. Gene Ontology annotation, cellular component: membrane. The record is from RefSeq and is a predicted model, not a curated record. The transcript has 6 exons. Gene Ontology annotation, biological process: monoatomic cation transport; transmembrane transport. Lineage: Eukaryota; Viridiplantae; Streptophyta; Magnoliopsida; Vitales; Vitaceae. Bases 1122 to 2177 code for a protein of 351 amino acids. Gene Ontology annotation, molecular function: manganese:proton antiporter activity.